CGUCUGCUGUGACAGUCGAGCACAGUCGAGACAUACAGCGGCGUUCGAGACGGCGAUCACCAGGCUUCCGUGACACAAUGUCUUCGCAAACCCAGUCUCAGCUGGACGAAACAGCUGUAGAAAAUUUUCGGGAGUAUCUGCGGAUUCCAUCGGUCCAGCCCAACAUCAACUACGAUGACUGUAUUCAGUUCCUGCAAAAGCAAGCCAAGUCCUUGGACCUACCAAUCAAGGAGUACAUUGUUCAUGCUAAUAAACCAAUCGUGGUUAUCACAUGGAUAGGUACAGACCCAUCGAAACCAUCGAUCCUGCUGAAUAGUCACAUGGAUGUUGUGCCUGUUUUUCCAGAAAAAUGGACGCAUCCGCCAUUCAGUGCGCACAUGGACAAGAAGGGCAACAUCUACGCCCGCGGCAGUCAGGACAUGAAAUGCGUCGGAAUACAGUAUUUGGAAGCCAUACGUCGUCUGAAGCUAGACAAACAACGUUUCAAAAGGACGAUCCACAUUUCCUUCGUGCCGGACGAAGAAAUCGGUGGAGCCCUCGGGAUGAAGAAGUUUGUGGAAACCCAAGACUUUAAGGACCUGAACGUUGGCUUCGCGUUGGAUGAAGGAGUAGCCUGUCCGGAAGAGAUGUUCUAUAUGUUCUAUGGCGAGAGGUCUAUUUGGCACGUGGAGGUACAGUGCAAUGGCACACCUGGUCACGGGUCCCUUUUGUUAGAUAACACAGCUGGGGAGAAGGUUAGAACGAUCAUCGACCGCUUCAUGGAUCUGAGGGCUAAAGAGAAGGAAAAGCUGAAAGACGGGAAACUUAAGUUGGGUGACGUUACCACCAUUAACUUGACGCAGCUGAAGGGUGGAAUACAAACGAACGUGGUGCCACCAUCGUUGACUGCUAUUUUCGACAUCCGUCUGGAUCCUUCUAUCGAUCAUGAGGAAUUUGAAGCCAUGAUUAAAAAAUGGUGUAAGGAGGCUGGCGAAAAUGUCACAUACUCGUUCGAGCAGAAGAACUCGAAGGUUCCUAACACAAAGGUGGACGAUAGCAAUCCUUACUGGCUUGCUUUCAAGAAAGCCUGCGACGAUUUGGGAAUCACUUUGGAUUCGGGAAUAUUCCCGGGAGGUACUGACAGUCGUUAUGUACGAAAGGUCGGGAUUCCCGCCAUCGGUUUCUCGCCGAUGAACAAGACAACAAUUCUGCUUCACGAUAACGACGAGUAUCUAAACAAAGACAUAUUUCUGAGAGGCAUUCAAAUAUACAUGAAAAUAAUACCGGCGGUGGCGAACGUUUAAUCGAACGGGCCGGAGAGUCAACUCAGCGAACCAAAGCUUACCAGAACGAUAGAAAUAUUAAUAAUAACAGAUAAGGGAUGCAGGGUAAAAGUUCACCGAGGAAUCAAUGAAUUAGUACGUUGUCGAACGUCGCAGACUGACUAUUUCAGAUAGAGUUUAAGAAUGUUGUAUGACUUUCACAGUUUAUAAUCGUUACAUGCAUAGUUUUAUAAAAAGUCGUUGCAAAGAUACGGAAACACGUGCAAUAACAUGAGCAUGGAUAAGGAAUGAGAAAUAAGCAAGAUACAGAUGGGACCAGGGGACCUAAAUAAGGUAUCAGGAGCAUUUAUAAGUAUCUUUUUCUUUUUUCCCUUAAGCGAUACAUUGGAGAAGUCGUUAAAUUUUAUGCAAAGGGGGAAUUAGAUUAGAAUUGAUUAUUAGGAGUAGAAAUUCAAGUGCCAUGCUAAAUCGUGAGACUAUUGUAAAGUCUACGCACGUUUACAUUGAUAUGUAUUUUGUUUUCGUUUAUAAAUCUCGUCUAUUUUAUACAAACCGCUGUAGGAUCAUAUCUGCGGUAAUUAUACAUUUUUGUUCAACAAAAUAUAACAAACUUCUGAAAGGAA
Megalopta genalis is the source of this 1885-nucleotide messenger RNA. RefSeq names its product aminoacylase-1. Gene Ontology annotation, molecular function: aminoacylase activity. Gene Ontology annotation, biological process: amino acid metabolic process. NCBI's taxonomy places the organism in Eukaryota, Metazoa, Arthropoda, Insecta, Hymenoptera, Halictidae. The record is from RefSeq and is a predicted model, not a curated record. Gene Ontology annotation, cellular component: cytoplasm.